Messenger RNA from Coregonus clupeaformis (lake whitefish), 1450 nucleotides. Its product is annotated as cell death activator CIDE-3. Lineage: Eukaryota; Metazoa; Chordata; Actinopteri; Salmoniformes; Salmonidae. Bases 143 to 892 code for a protein of 249 amino acids. The transcript has 6 exons. Gene Ontology annotation, biological process: apoptotic process; regulation of apoptotic process. The record is from RefSeq and is a predicted model, not a curated record.
GAACAAGUGAUGCAAGUAAGAGAGGGAGCAAAAAGAGACGACAGUGAGAAUUCAAGGAUCCUUCGAUUUAGAAAUUGGACCUUUGUUUCACAGAGACGGGAGAGCAAGCCAAAGAAGGUGCUGUUAGCCGAGGACCCAAAGGAUGGAUUAUGCCAUGAAGUCCCUCAGUCUCCUGUCCCCUGCCUCACUCUCCAAGUGUGUGACAGCCAGUGCCUCCAUGACCCAGCAGCUCCUCGUCGGGACUCCUCGGCCUAAGCCCUUCCGGGUCACCAGUGCUGACCGCAGCGUUAAGAAGGGAAUCAUGGCUGAUGGGCUACGAGACCUACUCAACAAGGCCAUGGACUCUCUGCACGUGUCCUGCGUCAGUGCCCUGGUGCUGGAUGAAGACGGGACGGGGGUAGAUACGGAGGAGUUCUUCCUGACCCUGCCAGACAACGCUGUCCUCAUGGUCCUGGAGAAGGGGCAGAAGUGGACACUUCCACAGAACACUCAUCCCCGAAUGCAAAAUGAGCUCAAACACCAGUGCAGGAAAGAUGUGGCUAGAAUAACCUUUGACCUAUACAAGAACAACCCUCAGGAUUUCAUUGGCUGUCUGAAUGUGAAGGCCACCCUGUAUGGCACCUACUCUGUGUCCUACAAUGUGCGCUGCUACGCUGCCAAGAAGAUGCUGAAGGAGGCUCUGAGAUGGACCCUGUUCUCCAUGCAGGCAACAGGCCACGUCCUCCUGGGCUCCUCCUGCUACAUCGAGCAGCUCCUGGAUGAGGAUGACCGGGCAGACCGGAGCCUGCCCCCACUGCCGCAGGACGGCAAGAUCAAACAACUACAGAGCAUCCUGAUGGGCAAGACUGCUGUGAUGGGCAAGAUGGCUGUGAUGGGCAAAACUGUUGUGUGACCUAUCCCAAUACUAUGAACAUACAUCCUUCCCUUCUCCCUUCCUUGAAGUAAUCACCCAUCUAAAUCGAUUUUAAAGGUGAAAGGGAAUGCUACACUACAUAGCUUGCACCUAUCCAGUCAUGGCUGAUUAGUGAUCACUUCAUGGAAAGGAAGAAUGGAUUGUCAGGAUAUUCGAACAGGGCUCUGCUCAGAGAGACACUCUAAAAGAGGGAAUUUACUGUUUGCUAUAAGGAAUGGGUACAGGCAAACUGCAUGACCAAUACCAUGGCACAGUGCUGCAUCACUCUGAUGUCAUGGUUACUGUGGCAGGUACACACCUUUUGGUUAGGUCACUCCUCUCGGUUGAUGUUUGGGACAGGAAAUGCUGUGUUGUCCUACAUUUUGGCUGCGAUCACUUGCACUUUGUUACAUUUUGUCUGUCUAUAUGGCUUGCAACACUCCACAAGCAAAUGCACUUUUCUAUUGCAGUGACUGCUGCUGGACUGUAUCUUAAACUGAUAGAAGGCACUUGGCUUUUUUCAUAUUAUUAAGCAAGAAUAAAUCACAAGAAUAUUAA